Molecule: messenger RNA, 1464 nt
Organism: Arachis stenosperma
Lineage: Eukaryota; Viridiplantae; Streptophyta; Magnoliopsida; Fabales; Fabaceae
Product: peroxisomal nicotinamide adenine dinucleotide carrier-like
Exons: 11
Coding region: 148-1176 (342 amino acids)
Biological process (GO): transmembrane transport; nucleotide transport
Source: RefSeq, a predicted model, not a curated record
AAAUCACCAUCACUAUACUAAUUACUAUACACUCUCUAUUAUCAAAUCUUAAUUUCUUUUUCUGCUUAGUUACCAGUUGCCAUGCUUUCCUGAGAAAUAUUUUCAUUUUCCCGAGAAAAUAAAUAAUAACAGAAAAGAAGAAAAGAAAUGUCGGACGCUUUGAUCAAUGGAUUGGCCGGAGCUGGGGGAGGGAUCAUUUCUCAGCUCAUAACAUACCCUCUUCUAACUUUAAACACUCGCCAACAAACCGACCAUGAUGUAAAGAAAAUCAAGAGUAAAGUUGGAACCCUCGACCAAAUGUGCCAGGUUGUGAAGGAAGAAGGGUGGGAACGAUUGUAUGGAGGGUUGAUACCAUCACUAGUUGGUACUGCUGCAUCUCAGGGUGUUUAUUAUUAUUUCUAUCAAGUAUUCAGGAACAGAGCCGAAGAAGCUGCACUAACACAAAAAAAGAUUGGCAUCAGUGAUGGAUCAGUUGGAAUGCUAUCCUCUCUUUUUAUUGCUGCUUUAUCUGGGUCUCUUAAUGUGCUUUUGACGAAUCCUAUAUGGGUUGUUGUCACCCGUAUGCAGACACAAAGAAAAGAGUCAAAUAAGAAAGAUCCUGACAUGGGAUUGUUAAUUGUUGGUGGUGAAGAAAGCGUUCCUCUUCCUGCAGAUAAGCCUCUUCCAUAUGACACUAAACAUGUGAUACAAGAAGUCUACGAAGAAGGUGGAAUCCUUGGUUUCUGGAAUGGUGUGUUACCAUCAUUGAUCAUGGUAUGCAACCCUUCCAUUCAGUUCAUGCUGUAUGAAACCAUGUUAUUAAAGAUGAAAAGAAGGCCUUAUGGGAAUAAGAAGGGUAGAAAGGGGGUAACUGCAUUUGAGAUAUUUCUUCUUGGAGCUUUCGCUAAGCUUGGAGCUACUGUUGUAACUUAUCCUCUUCUAGUUCUCAAGUCAAGGCUUCAAGCUAAACAGGAUAAAACAGGGGACAACAGGCACCAUUAUACAGGCACAUGGGAUGCAAUUGUUAAGAUGAUAAAUUAUGAAGGGAUCUAUGGAUUCUACAAAGGCAUGGGCACUAAAAUUGUACAAAGUGUUCUAGCUGCUGCUGUUUUGUUCAUGAUGAAGGAAGAACUCGUUAAGGGCGUUCAAUCCUUUCUAGCUAAAGAUGGAUCUAACGCUGUAAAGCGAAAACAAUGAUGAUCGAUCAAGAGUGAGAACUCUGACUGAAGACCAUUAGCAUCAUUAGAACUUCUCACUAGGAUGAAAAAGCUAUCACUAGAGUUUUUCUCUAGAUUUAUAUUUUCAUGAACGUUAUUUAGUUCAUAGGAAAUAGUGUAUGGCAUGUGUGUGACCCUUUCUUUAGGUCAUACAUUACACCGCUCUUUUUCAAACUAUGCAUUAACCGCACAUGAUGCUUGUGCAUUUGGUUGUCCUUAUAUAUAUAGAGAUUAGAGAGAGCGCACGCAAUGUCAUGAGGACAAAUAC